Messenger RNA from Cavenderia fasciculata, 438 nucleotides. It is a transcript of the gene lsm8, whose product is annotated as LSM domain-containing protein. Gene Ontology annotation, biological process: mRNA splicing, via spliceosome. The transcript has 5 exons. Gene Ontology annotation, molecular function: RNA binding. Lineage: Eukaryota; Evosea; Eumycetozoa; Acytosteliales; Cavenderiaceae. The coding region runs from base 1 to 438 and encodes 145 amino acids. The record is from RefSeq and is a predicted model, not a curated record. Gene Ontology annotation, cellular component: U4/U6 x U5 tri-snRNP complex; U6 snRNP; precatalytic spliceosome.
AUGUCUUUACUAGAACAAUUUUUCAAGAAACAAGUACUUGUAUUGACAGCUGAUGGUAGAAACAUUGUAGGAACAUUGAUAGGCUUGGAUCAAACCACAAAUAUUAUAUUGGAGAAAUGUCAUGAGAGAAUCUACUCACCCGAUGAAGGUGUAACAAAGUAUAACUUGGGUAUUCAUCUAAUCAAAGGUGAUGAUGUUGCUGUAAUAGGAGAGAUUGAUCAAGAGUUGGAUGCAAUAGUUGUGGUGGUAAUGACAAUUGACAAGUUUGAUAUUGAAAAGAAAGCUGCAGCAUCGUUGGAUCCCCCCAAACAAACAGAUAUGACCGCAGUGACGGUAAAGACAGCUAUCAAGAGUUUCAACAAAUGUACUUUGUUUGCAUUGAUUUUGUUGGGCACAUUCUAUUACUUGCGUCAUCGUUUCUUGACAAUUAUCAGUUAA